CCCCUCCGCUCGCCGCUUCCCGCCUGUCCCUGCGGGGUCGCGCGCACGCGCUGCUGCCGUUGGGCGCUCUUAUCCCCCCCGCCCCGGGCCGUGCGCGCGCUCGCCAACGGUCGCAGGACCCUUGGCUUCUGUGAAACACUGAAAGUUAAGUGGAAUAAGUAGAUAACUCAGACCUUUGUUUGGAAUUUCUUCCACCAAGGAAGGAAACUUGUAGAAAAUGACACCUGGGAAAGUUUUGCAACCUGUAUUGAAAAUGAAGGUGGAUGAACUGUUUUUGUGCUGGUUCAGCCAGCCUGCGACUCAGCUGACGUUAAAGGACUGCUUGAGAAGAAUCAAGAAUGAGGAGAAAACUGAGAUCGGAAAUGGAGAUUCAGGAAACAGUAAAAAUGAGAGGUUUGCUGCUAAGAAUUCCGACUCCAAGCAAAGCAUAUUAGGAGAUAUCAGACUACCUUUGUCUUUCAGCCCUCCUCAACUUUCUACUACUCUUCCGUUGUCAACUUCAUCCAGCUCAAGGAACGUUUCUAAUGUUAAAGGAACACGUAGAUCAUCAGGAACCAGAGCAGUUCAGGCGAAGAAAGAAGAAACUUUGCCACCAUCGCUUAGUCAAACCAUUCCAACUUUCUAUUUUCCUCGAGGAUGUCCUAAGGAAAAAGUGAAUAUAGAUGCUGUGAUUGCCAAAAUUGAGAGAACUUUCUCUCAGUUUCCGAAUGAGAGGGCAACUUUAGACGACAUGGGGAAAGUUGCAAAGGCUUGUGAAUGCCCACUUUACUGGAAAGGUCCUCUGUUUUAUUGUGCUGGAGGAGAACGAACAGGAUACGUGUCAGUUCAUAAGUUUGUUGCAAUGUGGAGGAAAAUACUUCAGACCUGCUAUGAUGAUGCUGCAAAGUUUGUUCAUCUUCUAAUGAACCCUGGAUGCAACUACUUGGUGCAAGAAGACUUCAUUCCUUUUUUACAAGAUGUGGUGAAUAGUCAUCCUGGCCUAUCUUUUUUAAAAGAAGCAUCUGAGUUUCAUUCUCGAUACAUUACCACGGUUAUACAGAGAAUAUUUUAUACAGUAAAUAGGUCCUGGUCUGGAAAAAUAACUUGUAAUGAGCUCAGGAAAAGCAACUUUUUGCAGAAUGUGGCAUUAUUGGAAGAGGAAGCUGAUAUUAACCAGCUGACAGAGUACUUCUCAUAUGAACAUUUCUACGUUAUCUAUUGCAAAUUUUGGGAGCUGGAUACAGACCAUGACCUCUAUAUUGAUCGGAAGGAUUUAGCUCGACAUAAUGAUCAUGCAAUAUCAAGUAGAAUGAUAGAGAGGAUCUUCUCAGGAGCAGUAACAAGAGGUAGAAAAGCACAAAAAGAUGGAAAAAUAAGCUAUGCUGACUUUGUCUGGUUUUUGAUAUCUGAAGAAGACAAGAAGACACCAACUAGCAUUGAAUACUGGUUUCGCUGCAUGGAUCUUGAUGGGGAUGGUGUUUUGUCUAUGUAUGAAUUGGAGUAUUUUUAUGAAGAGCAGUGCCAAAAAUUAGAUAACAUGGCCAUAGAACCUUUGCCAUUUGAAGACUGUUUGUGCCAGAUGCUGGAUCUUGUGAAGCCACAAUAUGAAGGAAAAAUUACUCUGCAUGAUUUAAAGAGAUGCAAGUUGACAAAUGUGUUUUUUGAUACUUUUUUCAACAUUGAAAAAUACCUCGACCAUGAACAGAAAGAUCAAUUUUCUAUGUUGCGGGAUGGUGAAGGCGAAAGUCAAGAGUUGUCUGACUGGGAGAAGUAUGCUGCUGAAGAGUAUGAUAUCUUGGUAGCAGAAGAGGCAGCAAGUGACCAGUGGAAUGACGGGUAUGAAGCUGAACUGAAUCCUGUAGACCAUCAGAAGGCCAACGUCCUGAAGUAUCAAAUGGAAAAAAGACCAUUUUUUGAAAUGCCUUCCCAUCUGGCUGAUGUAGACUUGGAUGAAUAUGACUAUGAAGAGGACUUUGAGUAGCUGUUGCGGUCAACACUAGCAGAAGAGAAGGGACAGUCUGCAGCAGGUCUGCUACACACUACACGUUUCAGUGGGGUUUGUUUCCAGGAAGUCAGCUUAGUUUUGUGCUUAAAAAAUAUUUAAUCACUAGACUACCUUUUAAAGAAAUGCAUUUGUAUGGGAUGAUGAAACUUUUGUAUUUAUUCAAUAGUCUAUAGUUUUUAAAAUUGAUUAAAAUAUUUAUUUACAGAUGUUGCAUAAUUCCUUCUUGGAAAAAUAACAAUAUUUGACUUUAGAGAAGAGUAAUCUACUGUUUUUUAAGAGAACUGGUGUAAUUCUCUCUAAGUUGAGGUGUGGUGCACUGACUAUCUCCAUCCCAUAUGGAAAGAGGCAUUCCUGCCUUGCUAUGGGAGGUAAGGAGAUGACUUUUAUACCUGGCCGGCAAUGCUUAUGUGCUCACAGACAGCGCGAGGGUUUUGGUGCCUUGUUGAGGAGAUGUGACUGAGUGCGCAAUUCAGCCCUUACUUACAGAUGUUUUAUUGGACAAGCUGAGCAUAUUGGUGCAUAAGGAAAACUGAUGCCAAAACAAGUUAUUUCUCUUCUCUGUAUAGUCCUUGUUUGCCCCGACUUUAACUUUGCUUGGCCUUUUAAACUUCAGUGUUUUCAUUGAUGUUUAUUAUAAAAAGACUAUUUAAUAGUGGUCUGUUUUAGUGUCCAUACUUGAUCCAAAAUGAGUGUGUUUAAUUCUUGUAGAAGGAACCAAUUUUUUAAAAUCCUUUGUAUAAACGUUACUUGAUCAGUGAUGUGCACUAAUUUGUUGUGGGCAUUCAGUGCUUUUGUCUGUCCUCCCCUUCAGUUGUUUGCUAUUGACACAUUCCAUGGAUAUUCAUACAGUGUCACAGCAGCUUGAAAUUGUUGCCUCACUCUUACUGUUAAACAGAUUUUGUUGAAAAAAAUGUACAAAAAGAUGUAAGUUAUUUUGGUUGCAGUGUAGAUCUGUUUAAAAUGUUUAAAAAUCAUGUUUGUAUUUUGAAAUAAAGACUUUCAUACAUGUAAUUUAA
Messenger RNA from Oxyura jamaicensis (ruddy duck), 3000 nucleotides. RefSeq names its product protein phosphatase 2 regulatory subunit B''beta (gene PPP2R3B). Bases 218 to 1960 code for a protein of 580 amino acids. NCBI's taxonomy places the organism in Eukaryota, Metazoa, Chordata, Aves, Anseriformes, Anatidae. The record is from RefSeq and is a predicted model, not a curated record. Gene Ontology annotation, biological process: protein dephosphorylation. Gene Ontology annotation, molecular function: protein phosphatase regulator activity; calcium ion binding. The transcript is spliced from 14 exons. Gene Ontology annotation, cellular component: protein phosphatase type 2A complex.